Microthlaspi erraticum is the source of this 1713-nucleotide messenger RNA. The record is from the annotation of a GenBank genome assembly. Lineage: Eukaryota; Viridiplantae; Streptophyta; Magnoliopsida; Brassicales; Brassicaceae.
AUGGCUCAAGUAAAAGAACGGACUUUAGAGCAGACCUCUACUUGGGCAGUAGCUGUGGUUUGCUUCGUCUUACUCUUUAUUUCGAUUUUCAUCGAAAAAUCGAUUCACAAGAUCGGAACCUGGUUUAAGAAGAAGCACAAGAAUGCUCUCUAUGAAGCUCUUGAAAAGAUCAAAGCAGAGCUUAUGCUGUUGGGAUUCAUAUCACUACUCCUGACAGUCGGACAAACACCAAUCUCAAAGAUCUGCGUCUCCAAGAGUCUUGCUUCAACGAUGCGCCCUUGCAGCCAGGCGGAAGAGAAUAGAAAAUACCCCGAGAAAGGCGCCGGUAAAAAAGGAGACGAUGGAGAAAAAUCCGGUAGAAGACUUCUUCUUGACUUUGCUCAAGAAGAAAUCCCUAGACGGUUUUUAAGCAAAGGUUAUGACACAUGCGCAGAUAAUGGGAAAGUGGCUUUUGUAUCUGCUUAUGGAAUCCACCAGCUGCAUAUAUUCAUCUUCGUUCUCGCGGUGGUUCAUGUUAUCUACUGCAUUGUUACUUAUGCUCUCGGAAAGACCAAGAUGAGGAGGUGGAAGCAGUGGGAAAAUGAGACUCAGACAAUAGAGUAUCAGUAUUCCAAUGAUCCCGAGAGGUUCAGGUUUGCGAGGGACACAUCUUUCGGGAGAAGACAUCUCAGUUUCUGGAGCAAGACAAGUGUUACUCUAUGGUUUGUGUGUUUCUUCAGACAGUUCUAUGGAUCUGUCACCAAAGUUGAUUACUUAGCGUUACGCCAUGGUUUCAUCACGGCGCAUUUGGCACCUGAGAGCCAAAUAAAAUUCGAUUUCCGCAAGUAUAUCCAGAGAUCAUUAGAGGAAGACUUCAAAACCGUAGUUGAAAUCAGUCCGGUUAUCUGGUUUGUCGCUGUGCUAUUCCUCUUGACCAAUACAAACGGACUACGUUCUUUCCUCUGGUUACCUUUCAUUCCGCUAGUUGUGACUCUAAUAGUUGGAACAAAGCUUCAAGUGAUUAUAACCAGAAUGGGUCUAAGAAUCCAAGAGAAAGGCGAUGUGGUGAGAGGCGCUCCGGUGGUUCAGCUCGGUGAUGAUCUCUUCUGGUUUGGCAAGCCAAGAUUCAUGCUUUUUCUCAUCCAUUUGGUUCUUUUCACGAAUGCAUUUCAGCUUGCCUUCUUCGCUUGGAGUACGUAUGAAUUCAAUCUUAAGAACUGUUUCCAUGAAAGCAUGGCAGAUGUGGUCAUUAGAAUUGUAGUUGGAGCUGUUGUACAGAUACUUUGCAGCUAUGUGACUCUUCCACUCUAUGCUCUAGUCACUCAGAUGGGAACUACGAUGAAGCCAACGGUAUUCAACGAAAGAGUAGCCACGGCGCUAAAGAAGUGGCAUCACACAGCAAAGAAGGAGACGAAACAUAAAACAAAAUCUGAUUCAAACACACCUUACUCUAGCCGUCCAACAACACCAACGCAUGGCUCAUCGCCGAUCCAUCUCCUUCACAAUUUCAAGAACCGAAGCGCUGAAGGUUUCCCGGAGUCUCCUUCUCCUAGAUACUCUGAUCGUCAUGACGACCACCAGUUUUGGGAUCCUGAGUCUCAGCACCAAGAAGCUGGAUCUUCCACACAUUCUCUUCCGCAGGAUAGCUCUGAGAAGAAGCCUAUUAUUGCGUCCGUGGAACUUCCUCCUAUACGGACUAGCAAAAGCGCAAGAGAUUUUUCUUUCAAGAAGUGA